Molecule: messenger RNA, 3068 nt
Organism: Conger conger (European conger)
Lineage: Eukaryota; Metazoa; Chordata; Actinopteri; Anguilliformes; Congridae
Gene: pmpca
Product: peptidase, mitochondrial processing subunit alpha
Exons: 13
Coding region: 110-1663 (517 amino acids)
Cellular component (GO): mitochondrion
Molecular function (GO): metal ion binding; metalloendopeptidase activity
Source: RefSeq, a predicted model, not a curated record
GUAGUGUACUAGGUAUAAAGAAAAUACCUAGUAGCGCUGCUUGCUAUCGGUCUCUCGCCGCCUUUCUUUUACUCCUCCCGGACCCGGAAGCGGUCAAUGGCAAUUCAAGAUGGCGACGCACAUGGCGAGAUUCAGGACUUGGAACCGAGCGCACAGUUUUGGCAUUGUUGCGUAUAGACGAUACAGCAGUGGUGGCGGAUACCCAAAUAUUUCAUUGUCCACGCCAUUACCUGCCAUACCCAAGCCAGUGUUUGCAUCUGUCGAUGAACGUGAGAAAUAUGAAACGAAAGUGACCACCCUAGAAAAUGGCCUCAAAGUUGCAUCACAGAAUAAGUUUGGUCAGUUCUGCACCGUUGGGGUCUUAGUGAACUCUGGAUCCCGGCACGAGACAAAAUAUCCUAGUGGAAUUUCACAUUUUCUAGAGAAACUAGCCUUUUCUUCCACAGCCCAAUAUGGGAGCAAAGAUGAAAUUCUCCUGACCCUGGAGCAGCAUGGGGGGAUCUGUGACUGCCAGACAUCAAGGGACACAACGAUGUAUGCGGUUUCCGCGGAGGUGAAGGGUUUGGAUACUGUGGUCGGCCUUCUCGCUGAUGCGGUCCUGCAGCCCCGCCUGACUGAUGAGGAGAUCGAGAUGACGCGUAUGGCUGUGCGCUUUGAGCUGGAAGACCUCAAUAUGAGACCGGACCCCGAGCCCCUGCUGACGGAAAUGAUCCACGGGGCAGCGUAUCGGGGGAACACGGUCGGGCUGCCCCGCUUCUGUCCAGCGACCAGCGUGGAGAAGAUCGACCGGACCGUGCUGCACACGUACCUGAAGAGUUACUACACCCCAGAACGCAUGGUGCUGGCUGGGGUGGGCAUCGAGCACGAGCAGCUGGUGGCCAGCGCCCGGAAGCACCUGCUCGGGAUGAAGCCUGUUUGGGGAGACAGCACGCCUGGCAGCGUCGACCUGUCCGUGGCAGCGUACACCGGUGGCAUCGUCAAGAUGGAGAAAGAUAUGUCUGAUGUAAGUUUAGGCCCCACCCCCAUCCCCGAACUUACCCACAUCAUGAUUGGCUUGGAGAGCUGCUCUUUCCUGGAGGACGACUUCAUUCCCUUUGCCGUCCUAAACAUGCUGAUGGGUGGUGGAGGGUCGUUCUCGGCUGGGGGCCCUGGGAAAGGAAUGUUCACUCGCCUUUACCUCAAUGUGCUGAACAGGCAUCACUGGAUGUACAAUGCCACGUCCUAUCACCACAGCUAUGAAGACAGUGGUCUGCUUUGCAUCCAUGCAAGUGCAGAUCCCAGACAGGUGCGGGAAAUGGUGGAGAUCAUUACGAGGGAGUUCAUUCAGAUGGGUGGGACGCUAGGAGAGAUGGAGCUGGAGCGGGCGAAGACCCAGCUCAAGUCCAUGCUGAUGAUGAACCUGGAGUCUCGGCCAGUCAUCUUCGAGGAUGUGGGCCGGCAGGUGCUCGCCACGGGCAAGAGGAAGCUUCCGCAUGAGCUGUGUCAACUGAUCAGCAACGUGACCGCCAGCGACAUCAAGAGGGUGACCACGAAGAUGCUGCGCAGCAAGCCGGCGGUGGCAGCGCUCGGGAAUCUGGCUGAGCUGCCCUCCUACGAGCACAUCCAGACCGCGCUCUCCAGCAAGGACGGCCGGCUGCCCCGCAUGUACCGGCUCUUCCGAUAGGCCUGGGGGGGGGAACGGACUGCCAGCCUCGCCGCUGGAAACUGAACCUUAAUGCCGUUCUCGACAGAGAGGGUGUGAACUAAUGGUGGAAGUGCGCCAAACUAUUUAAAACCCACCAGGACAGGCUUAGGGAAAGUCUGUCUUAAAAAUGCGAAGUUAACCAUUCAUACGGUUCACACAGAUAUAUGUAUAGUUCAUAGGUCUAAAUGGAAAGCAAUGGACACAGACACGCCCGACUCCACAGAUCGCUGACAUGUCUUGGAACUACUGAACUACUGAGUUUGCAUGCUUUUGGUUGUGAAAUAGUAUACAUGUGAGCGAAGGUAGAUACCGAUUUUUGUGGAGGAUUGUUUAUGCUCAAUAGUGGUUACACGUCUGUAGUUAAACUCAUAUUUGAAGGUUUGUGUACUCGGAACAUGCUUAAGACAGUGGGGGCUGAAGGUCUAUGGAAUUCCUGUGAAGACAGUACCUGCAAAUCCGUUUUGUGUAUAUGUAAAAAAACGGAAGCAGACAAAAUCUUACAAGAACCUGCAGAACUUCUGGCAAUUUAUACUUUUUGUUAAUGACAUGUACUGUAUUCCUUUUGAUAUAGCUUAAUUCCAUUCCCCCGUGUUUCCAAAUUUGAACAUCUGUGUAGUCACAUUGUGAGCACCCAAUUGUCGUCUACAAAUCGUCCUGUGAAUUAGCUUUUUGACAGUGCAGGGUGAUUCCAAGGGAACUCACCCAUAGUAUCAUUGAGAAUUUCAAACUGGUUUUGACAAGGUAAUCUGUUUGAAACAGUUGUCCAUCCAUUGGCAAAAACAGGCCUCUAAAUCUCGACUACCUUUAGCAAUGUUUAUUUGAAGCUAAUAAGUCCGUGGUGUCUAAAAUGUAACAUUUUUAUUCAUUGAUUAUAACAUUUCUUCAAAUGCCGUGCUGUCCAUUUUCUAAAAAGCUCUGAAGACCUGACUUCAAAAUCCAAGUCAAAUUAUGGAGAACCAAGAGCAUUUUAUUUGCUCAAAUUUCAAUGGUAGUUGGGUCAGUUAAUUGGGUAAGAUAAUUUUGCAUGGCAUAUCCCUGCAUUUCAGUACGGAACGGCUUCCGUACAUUUCAUUGAUUGACUGUACCCAACUGCACCACCGCUUUUCCAUUAUGAUCGUGAUUAUCAUGAGUACUCCCUGUGUAAAACGCACCAAAAGAACCCCCACCAUCUUUUUCAGACUGUAUACCAAUCUAGAAUUCUUUUUCGAUCUGUGACAGUGAUUAAUAAUUUUUGGUGACUGUACAACUGAUUAUUUCACCCUUAUACUAAAAUACUUGAAAUGGCCACUGAGUGUUUUAGGAUAUUGGUUUUUACACAAGGCUAUUUGUUUCUAUUCAGUAUUCAUAAGUACAAUGUAAUUAUUAAAAGUAUAUAUAUUUUAAA